Messenger RNA from Acanthopagrus latus (yellowfin seabream), 4776 nucleotides. RefSeq names its product signal transducer and activator of transcription 5a (gene stat5a). Gene Ontology annotation, biological process: growth hormone receptor signaling pathway via JAK-STAT; defense response; regulation of transcription by RNA polymerase II. The record is from RefSeq and is a predicted model, not a curated record. Gene Ontology annotation, molecular function: RNA polymerase II cis-regulatory region sequence-specific DNA binding; DNA-binding transcription factor activity, RNA polymerase II-specific. The transcript has 20 exons. The coding region runs from base 386 to 2746 and encodes 786 amino acids. NCBI's taxonomy places the organism in Eukaryota, Metazoa, Chordata, Actinopteri, Spariformes, Sparidae.
CUCGUCCAAACCGAUCGAUGAUCAGCGGGACAGAAAUCUGCGGAAAGUGUUGAACCCUGUCAGACGUUCAAGAGCCACCGGAAGUGGGCGGUUUAUGCCUGUGCGUGUGUGUGUGAGUGAGUGAGUGAGUGAGUGAGUGAGUGAGAGAGAGAGACAGAGAGAGAGAGAGAGAGAGAGAGAGAGCAGUGAACUAAAGCGAACUGUUGCAAACUAGACGGCUGACUGAGCGGCGGACUGACCGGGAGAUCUCUGUCGCAGCCUCUCCUUCGCGUUUUAUGAGCACGGACAGCGGCUCGGGUCGCUCCACGGAGGUUUGCGGUGCUCCUCUUUAGAGUUUCCUGCUGGUACAUGGUAACGCAGAGCUGAAGGCAAGAGGGUGUUGAAGAUGGCAGUGUGGAUCCAGGCCCAGCAGCUCCAGGGAGAUGCUCUGCACCAGAUGCAGUCUCUGUAUGGUCAGCACUUCCCCAUAGAGGUGCGACAUUAUCUGUCCCAGUGGAUAGAGGGCCAGCUGUGGGAUGCCAUAGACCUGGAGAACCCACAGGAGGAGUUCAAGGCUAAACGCCUGCUGGAUAGUCUGAUCCAGGAGCUGCAGAACAAGGCCGAGCACCAGGUGGGAGAGGACGGCUUCCUACUCAAAAUCAAACUGGGACACUACGCCAGCCAGCUCAAGAGCACGUAUGACCGCUGUCCUCUGGAGUUGGUCCGAUGCAUCAAACACAUCCUCUACACAGAGCAGAGGCUCGUCAGAGAGGCCACCAAUUCGAGCUCACCAGUGGGUGGGAUGAUGGACAGCAUGUCUCAGAAAUACCAACAGAUAAACCAAGCUUUUGAGGAGCUUCGCCUGCUGACCCAGGACACUGAGAAUGAUCUGCGCAAGCUCCAACAGAACCAGGAGUACUUUAUCAUCCAGUACCAGGAGAGUCUCCGCAUCCAGGCUCAGCUGACCAGCCUGGCAACACUUCCCCCUGCUGACCGACAGCUACGGGAGCCCACCCUUCUCAGCAAGAGGGCCACUGUGGAGGCAUGGCUGACCAGAGAGGCCAACACACUACAGAAAUACCGACUGGACCUGGCAGAGAAGCACCAGAAAACACUGCAGCUGUUGAGGAAGCAGCAGACCAUCAUUCUGGAUGACGAGCUGAUCCAGUGGAAGAGACGGCAACAGCUGGCAGGCAACGGGGGCCCGCCGGAGGGAGGCCUGGACAUCCUGCAGUCCUGGUGUGAGAAGCUUGCAGAAACUAUCUGGCAAAACAGACAGCAGAUUCGGAGGGCAGAGCACCUCAGACAACAGCUGCCCAUCCCCGGCCCCAUUGAAGAGCUCCUAAAUGAACUCAACAGUACUAUUACAGAUAUCAUCUCAGCAUUGGUCACCAGCACGUUCAUCAUUGAGAAACAGCCUCCACAGGUGCUGAAGACCCAAACCAAGUUUGCCGCUACAGUGCGUCUCCUAGUGGGUGGGAAAUUGAAUGUGCACAUGAACCCUCCACAGGUCAAAGCCACCAUUAUUAGUGAACAACAAGCCAAGGCCCUGCUGAAGAAUGAAAACACAAGAAAUGACAGCAGUGGGGAGAUUCUCAACAAUAACUGUGUGAUGGAGUAUCACCAGACUACAGGCACUCUCAGCGCCCACUUCAGAAACAUGUCUUUGAAGAGGAUCAAGCGAUCGGACAGGCGAGGAGCAGAAUCUGUCACAGAAGAGAAGUUCACGAUUCUGUUCGAGUCCCAGUUUAGUGUCGGCGGCAACGAGCUCGUCUUUCAAGUGAAGACGUUAUCACUUCCUGUAGUGGUGAUAGUUCACGGUAGCCAAGACAAUAACGCCACAGCGACCGUGUUGUGGGACAACGCUUUUGCAGAGCCGGGACGAGUGCCUUUCCUCGUGCCAGACAAGGUGCUCUGGCCUCAGCUUUGCGAUGCCAUAAACAUGAAAUACAAGGCUGAAGUGCAGAGUAACCGGGGCCUGUCGGAGGAGAACCUGGUCUUCCUGGCUCAAAAGGCUUUCAGCAGCUCCAGCAACAACCCCGACGACUACCGCAACAUGACUAUGACUUGGUCACAGUUUAACAGGGAAAGCUUGCCGGGGAGGAACUUCACAUUUUGGCAGUGGUUUGAUGGUGUGAUGGAACUCACAAAAAAGCAUCUUAAACCACACUGGAACGAUGGAGCCAUCUUGGGCUUUGUGAACAAGCAGCAGGCUCAGGACAUGCUGAUGUCAAAACCCAACGGCACUUUCCUUCUGCGCUUUAGCGACUCUGAGAUUGGAGGAAUUACAAUUGCCUGGGUGGCAGAAAAUCCUAACAAAGCAGGUGAGAGAAUGGUUUGGAACCUCAUGCCCUACACAACCAAAGACUUCACCAUUCGCUCUCUGGCCGACCGCAUCAGCGAUCUCAAUCACCUCCUGUUCCUCUACCCCGACAGACCCAAGGAUGAGGUGUUCUCCAAAUACUACACCCCACCGCUCUCCAAAGCAGUGGACGGCUACGUGAAACCACAAAUCAAGCAAGUGGUGCCCGAGUUUACUACAGCCAAUCCAGACCCAGCAAGCGGGAAUCCAACCUAUAUGGAUCACGGCGCCUCCCCAGCACCUGUCAAUCACCCUCACCCCUACAGCAUAUACCCACCUAUGAGUGACUCUAUGUUGGACGCUGAUGGAGACUUCGACCUGGACGACACCAUGGACGUGGCGAGGCAUGUAGAGGAGCUCCUCCGGCGGCCUGUAGAGAGCCAGUGGGGUGGCCAACAAUCCUGACCCUGGAUCUGUUAACCCCGCCACAACACCAAACAAAAACCCUGCCUCCCGACUCCCCCCACCCCCGACUCGCAGUGACAUUUCACAUGGUUUAAUUCCAUUUCAUUUCUCUCUUUUUUUUUUCUUUUUUUUUCAGAUAGCUAUAAUGUGAAAUGUUGAUAAUGGUUGUGAUCUUACUUUUCUUUUCAGCAUGAGCGCAUGCAUGUCAGUGACCUUCUCUUAGUUUUAUUUGUGACCAUAAGUGUUUGUAAAACAGACUAGGAAUAACACAAAACCUACAAUGUUACAGUAUUGUGAAAAACAAAAGAAAAAGGUAAUGUUCAUUCACGUUGUGCAUGCAUUUCCGAUUGAUUUUUGAACAGAUUUAAAAAAAAAAAAAAUGCUACUGUAUGAAGUCAUUUUAACAGUUGAAUGUUUUUAUUUUGUUAUAUCCUUGUAAAUGGGUUAUCAGUAUUUUGAUAGUGACAUUGAACUUGCCCUUUGACAAAAACAAAAGAGACACAGUAUGGAAAAGGUUUUGCUUUUGCUCUUAACAACAUUGUCCGAUUCACCGCUCUGCAGUUUCUGUCAGUUUUUUUUCUAAUCGAUAUACACUAACCUAAAGGCAGAGUGACUCUCUUUGCUCGCCGUGACUGACAGCACAUACAUCAGCACGCGGUACACACGGGCAAAAGUGUACGCUGCAUUCGUUCUGAUUUGUUCACCAGCUGAAACCCACGACGGGGGUUUGUGCACCUCCCUCGCUCUCACAGGGCUAUUUGUCUUCUGUUCGUACACAGAAAUGCAAAUCCAAGCAUUUACCCAGCGCUGCCUGCUUGUCCUCUCAGGUCUCUCUGUUCUCCUCAUCAACGCUACCUCGCAUUAUUCUACUGACAGUCAUUACUUUUGGUUCUUUUUGUUGUUUUUUUUUGCACCACAUCCACACCAGUAGGUACGCUCUCCGGGUUUUUUUUUUGUUCUUGUUGUUUGUGUUGAUAUGUACAGGGAGAUCCUUGGAUGUUUUAUGCUUGAAACCACUCGCCUUGAAGAGGUCUAGAUGCAUAAAGUGUUACUUGUAUGGCCGGUAUGCUUGAAUAUUCCCUUCUGACUUUUUCUGCCUCUCCGUCCACUUGUUCCUGUAGCUGUGUCAAGACAAACCUAUGGGCUGCGUAAAACUCACCGGCCACUGGAGCACAUCCAGAACUCGAGGAUGUGUUGUCACGUCAGGCUUCGUCUGGCUUUUGUGCUUUUGGUUGACGUUAGUUUUCUAGUGUGUUCACUUUUUGCUAUACAGGAAAAACGGCAAACACAUCAGCCUAAAUAGAAAAAAAUAGGGUUGAGACUAUUACACGACUCCCUCCACUAGCACACACAACGCUGAAUAGAAAACAUGUCGUCCACAACAGCCUUGCACCUCAGGAAUGCUUCGCCUAGCUGAUGUAUAAGCCAAAUAGAAAAUGAUCUGUGUAUACAAAAUAUAUGAAUUUAUUUUCUCUAUAAUAAUUCUAUUUUAUUAUUGUUUCUCUGGCACUCCCCCCGUUGAAUGUAACCCCCUUUGCAUGACCCUGUAGAGGAUUUAUGUACAAAUACCUCCUCAGCCUGAGCAGAAGUUCAAGAUUCAUUGUCACCAGAAGUCCCCGUUGGAAAAAAAAAAAAAAAAGGAUACAGAGGGACUGGAAAAUCAGAGAAGAAUUGAUGAUGUACUUUGUGUUUGCCCGACAGACAUUAGAGUAUUAAACAUAUUCCCUCGUCUAUCUUUUCAUUUCUCCUUCAAAGCAAUUUUUUUGUUGUUGUUGUAUCUCGCUUUCUUUCCUGUCUUUGAAAUCUCAAGCUAUGUGGGCAGUUUUGUGAUAUCAUCCUCUGAUCACCGUCAAUUCUCAACCUUUUUAAGCUUUGUUCCACUGUAGACCGUGUAUUUUUUCGAUUGAUGUAGAUGGCGCUGUGUGCUGUUCAGUGUAUGUACCAUGUUUGUGGUUUUGGAGGUUUUCCAAGAGAAACAGCUGUCGAGUUGAAAAAGAAGAAAAAAAAUAAAGUUUUAUAAAUAAUUUUAA